CUCGCCGGCAGCACCAUGUCGUCCAACAUUCGCGUGUCGCUGGACAACCCGUACGGUCAAGUGACCAUCCCCCGCGCCCAUCUGCGCACGUCGACCGACGGCGCCACGGUGAUUGGCAACCCGGCGGCGCUCAACGGCAACGACCCCUACGUGGCCCCGCCGGCGUAUUUGGUGAAGGAAGCGGACGAGGACGGCGCCGGCGGGCGCUGUGCCUGCUGCUACCGCUGCAGGAGGAGGAAGUGAUGUCACUGCGCCGCCGCCGCUGAUUGGCCCCGUGGAUGGACGAUGCCGCCGACUGAAGAGAUGUGAAACGGCCGCAGCUUUGUUAGGCUGACCUACCUGCUAGUAGCUAGCUGCAAACGACUACACGCUAGCGACUGCGGCGCUAACAGCUCGCCACUAACGACUAGUUGCUUCCUGCUAGCCGCUAACACCUAGCUGCUGGGUGCUUGCCCAUAGCAACUGGGCCCUAGCAGCAGACAACAGACAGGCCUCCCUACCUCCCUCCCUCCCUCCCGUUAAUGCAAAGAAAAUGAAAGACUGAAUGUGUCACUUGGUGUUCUUUCGCCAUCCAAAUAUUGAUUUUACGAUGUUGGAAUGUUUUCAGUGUUUUUAUCAGGACUUGACUGAUUAACUGGCUGGCUGGCUGGAGAAGCUUAUUGGAUGAUAUGACCUCAAAAUUGUAUUCUUGAUGUUGCGAUUGUUUCUUUACACACAACACUUUACCCCCCCCCCCCCCCCCCACACACACACACAUUAACACACAUGAUAUAAUACAAUACAAGACAAAGGACAUUUUGUCCACUUGGCCGAGUACAAGACUAAAAGUCCAAAUCCUUCAAGUGAUGGGUUUGUCAUUCAUCUUUGUCAAAGAAGUUAUUGAACAGAAUGAACGAGCUAUUUGUUUGCUGAAUCGAUGGAUGAUGUUGUGAACGGCGUUCUGCCAGACAGAAACAUCUGCAGCGCGCAUCAGCGUUCCUCGCGACCGUUCAAGGAUGUCACAACGGGCUCAUCGAGUUGGUCUUACAGGGAAGCCCAAUUUCAGUCGCCCUUAUUGAUCCCAGUCUACACGUGUCCGCUAACAGAUGGGAUGCGUCUACCGACAAAUGCAAUUGGGAUCAAUUGGGAAAAGGAUCAACUUGCGAGGCCAACUGCGUCCGAUCACAGGCGACGCAAGCCCCUGUUGCCCCGGUUGCUCGGCAACCGCCGCUUACGAGCGCAACCUGAGAAGCGGCGGCCAACGGAAAGAAACUCCUUGAAUAUUUCAUCCAAGCGGCGUGACGGCGAGCGAAUGAGCAGGAUCCCGCCGCCACCGCCGAAACGGCUAGGAUGUGACAUCACCCGCUCAUCAGCAUGUCCAGCGAAGCCGAAGAGGCGGGUGGCGGCGGAGGCAGCCCGGCGGCGGCGGCGGCGGAGGCAGCCCUGCGGUGCAUCGUGUGUUUCGGGCGCUAUGACCUGGCGGCGCGGCUGCCGCGGCGACUGCACUGCGGCCACACCUUCUGCCAGGCGUGCGUGAAGCGACUGGACGCCGUCAUCAACGAGCAGGUAUGGAUCCCGUGUCCUCAGUGUCGCCAGAACACGCCCCGUCCCCGGGGGGGAGCCGCCGCACUGGACCUGGACUUGACCUGCUUCCUGGCCCUCAAGACGCACGCCCACUCUGCCCCUUGCGUCGCCGAGACGUCGUCCAGCGGCGAGGGGACGGCGGCGGCCGGGAAGAGCGCUUGGGCGGGGAAGGACGCAGCCGGCGCCGAGGCGUGGUCGCACGGGGGCCUCGCCCAGCCACGCUUUCAAAGCCACGGCGAGUGCUGCAAGCCGCUUUCCUAUUGGCUGUGCUGCUGCUGCUGCCGCAUGGGGCGGGGCUAAAGCAAGGGGCGGGGUCAGACCAGCAUUGAGACCGUUCAAAUGGACCUGAUCUUACCGCACGCUAACUUGACUUGAACUCCAAGCCCCGAUCGGCUUUCACAUUGACAGCGCACGGCCGGACUUCCGAUUGCAAAUAAAUCUAUUGAAUGAGA
Messenger RNA from Syngnathus typhle (broad-nosed pipefish), 2015 nucleotides. RefSeq names its product ring finger protein 224 (gene rnf224). The record is from RefSeq and is a predicted model, not a curated record. The transcript has 3 exons. NCBI's taxonomy places the organism in Eukaryota, Metazoa, Chordata, Actinopteri, Syngnathiformes, Syngnathidae. The coding region runs from base 1354 to 1863 and encodes 169 amino acids.